AUGCCAAAUUUACUCGCAGAUGGAGCUGGCGGGUUCAAAGUUCCCGGAACGUGCAUCGCCAACCAUGCGCUUAAUACUCGCUAUGGUCGCAAAUGGACUAUCAUUGGCUCGACCGAACUUUUCAUCAUCGGCGUGAUCAUCCAGGCCAUCAACACCCGUUCUUUGCCUGCCUGGUAUGUCGCGCGUAUUGUCGCAGGUCUGGGAAUGAGCGGCCAGAGCGUUGUGAUACCCAUGUACUCAGCGGAGAUGACGCCCAAGGAGAUCCGUGGUCGUUGCGGCUCUUUCUACCAGUGGAUGUAUGCCUGGGGUGUGUUCCUGGCAUACUGGGUGGACUAUGGGGUCCAACAAAACUCUUCGAUUGCAGGAACAUCUCGCGAGUGGCACUGGGCCACGUCAUUCUGUUUUUCCUUCUCGAGCCUUUACAUGAUCAAAAAAGAGACCCGGGGCAAGAACCUUGAAGUUGCCGCUGGUACUGAAUGGGAGUUUGCCGAACGGUCGUCUGAUGAUGAGAAGGGCGAGAGAGAACGUGGUGUGGAUGGAAGAAAAUUGCAGCUCGUCAGUGUUCAGGAGAACUUCCACACAAACCUCCGCCAAAGAUGA
Molecule: messenger RNA, 600 nt
Organism: Penicillium chermesinum
Lineage: Eukaryota; Fungi; Ascomycota; Eurotiomycetes; Eurotiales; Aspergillaceae
Exons: 3
Coding region: 1-600 (199 amino acids)
Biological process (GO): transmembrane transport; carbohydrate transport
Cellular component (GO): membrane
Molecular function (GO): carbohydrate:proton symporter activity
Source: RefSeq, a predicted model, not a curated record